This is a messenger RNA of Orycteropus afer afer, 2445 nucleotides long. NCBI's taxonomy places the organism in Eukaryota, Metazoa, Chordata, Mammalia, Tubulidentata, Orycteropodidae. The record is from RefSeq and is a predicted model, not a curated record.
AUGGUAUUUUCCUGGGGAGGAGGCCCGCGAGCCCCACGUCUGCUGCUCUGGCUUCUGCUCCUGGCAGCCUGGGAGACUGGGAGCGGCCAGGUCCACUACUCCGUCCCCGAGGAGGCCAAGCACGGCACCUUCGUGGGCUGCAUCGCGCAGGACCUGGGGCUGGAGCUGGCCGAGCUGGUGCCGCGCCUGUUCCGGGUGGCGUCCAAAGGCCGCGGGGACCUUCUGGAGGUGAAUCUGCAGAACGGCAUCCUGUUCGUGAAUUCCCGGCUGGACCGCGAGGAGCUGUGCGGGCGGAGCGCAGUGUGCGGCGUCCACCUGGAGGUGAUCGUGGAGAAGCCGCUGCAGGUUUUCCACGUGGAGGUGGAGGUGAAGGACAUUAACGACAACGCGCCGGUAUUCCCUGAAAGUGAGAAAAGAAUAAGCAUUGGGGAACAUAGACCACCGGAAACUCGGUUUCCACUAGAUGGCGCUUCCGAUGCAGAUAUUGGAGUAAACUCGGCCUUGAUCUACCGACUCAGUCCCAAUGACUUUUUCGCUUUGGACACACAAAACAAUCGUGAGAAAACGUCUUCAUUAUCACUUGUGCUGAGGAAAUCAUUGGACAGAGAGGAAAUUCAGGAACAUAGUUUAUUAUUAACAGCCAGUGAUGGAGGGAAACCGCAGCUGACUGGCACAGUCCAUUUGCUAAUCACGGUGCUGGAUGUGAAUGAUAACGCUCCAGAAUUCGACCAAUCUAUUUAUAAAGUGAGAGUGCUAGAGAACGCAUUUAAUGGAACAUUAAUGAUCAAGCUAAAUGCCACAGAUCCCGAUGAUGGCACAAAUGGAGACAUAGACUACUCAUUCAGAAGGCCUGUAUCACCUUCAGUGGCACAUGGAUUUACCAUAAAUCCCAGUAACGGAGAAAUUAGGACAAAAGGUAAUCUGGAUUUUGAAGAAAAUGAAUUGUAUGAAAUAGCCGUGGAGGCCGUUGACAAAGGGAAUAUUCCAAUGGCUGGUCAUUGUACCGUUUUAGUGGAAGUACUAGAUGUAAAUGAUAACGCUCCAGAGGUCAGCAUCACUUCCCUGUCACCCUCACUCAGAGAGGACGCUCAGCCUGACACCGUCAUCGCCCUGAUCAGAGUGUCUGACCGGGACUCAGGCGCCAAUGGUCAGGUGAUCUGCUCCCUGACACCCCAUAGCCCCUUCAAGCUGGUGUCCACCUUCAAAAACUAUUAUUCGCUCGUGCUCGACAACGCUUUGGAUCGCGAGAGGAUGUCGGCCUAUGCUCUGGUUGUAACAGCGCAGGACUGGGGAUCGCCUUCCCUGUCGUCCACAGCCAGUGUCUCGGUGCAGGUGGCCGACGUGAACGACAACGCGCCCACCUUCGCGCAGCCCGAGUACACGGUGUUCGUGAAGGAGAACAACCCGCCCGGCAGCCACAUCUUCACGGUGUCUGCGCACGACGCGGACGCGCAGGAGAACGCCCUGGUGUCCUACUCGCUGGUGGAGCGGCGGGUGGGCGAGCGCGCGCUGUCGAGCUACGUGUCGGUGCACGCCGAGAGCGGCAAGGUGUACGCGCUGCAGCCGCUGGACCACGAGGAGCUGGAGCUGCUGCAGUUCCAGGUGAGCGCGCGCGACGCGGGCGUCCCUUCUCUGGGCAGCAACGUGACGCUGCAGGUGUUCGUGUUGGACGAGAACGACAACGCGCCGGCGCUGCUGCCAACUGGGUCGGGCGGCGCGGUGAGCGAACUGGUGCCGCGGUCGGUGGGCCCUGGCCACGUGGUGGCGAAGGUGCGCGCAGUGGACGCGGAUUCUGGCUACAACGCGUGGCUUUCAUAUGAGUUGCAGCCCGUGGCGGGCGGCCCAGGCAACCUGUUCCGCGUGGGCCUGUACACGGGCGAGGUGAGCACGACGCGCUCCCUGGAUGAGACCGAUAUGCAGCGGCAGCGCCUUCUGGUGCUGGUGAAGGAUCAUGGGGAGCCGCGGCUGACAGCCACGGCCACGGUGCUGGUGUCACUGGUGGAGAGUGGCCAGGCGUUGAAGAAGUCGUCAUGGGAGUCAUCGGGAGCCGAGGUCCGGGAGGCGGCGCUGGUGAAUGUCAACGUGUACCUGAUCAUCGCCAUCUGCGCGGUGUCCAGCCUGCUGGUGCUCACGCUGGUGCUGUACACGGCACUGCGGUGCUCGGCGCCGCCGACAGAGGGCGCGUGCGAUCCGGGGAAGCCCAUGCUGGUGUGCGCCAGCGCAGUGGGGAGCUGGUCUUACUCGCAGCAGAGGCGGCAGAGGGUGUGCUCUGGGGAGGGGCCGCCCAAGACCGACCUCAUGGCCUUCAGCCCUUCACUUCCUCCUUGUUUAUGUUCUGCUGAGGAAACUGGCCAGAGGGAAGCGGAUUCAGAACAUUUGAAAGAGGUGAGCUUGAAUUUAAAAUUGUGGUAUCAUUUUGACCUUCCUUAUAGCGGUCCGUUAUAA